This is a messenger RNA of Hymenoscyphus albidus, 1238 nucleotides long. Lineage: Eukaryota; Fungi; Ascomycota; Leotiomycetes; Helotiales; Helotiaceae. The record is from the annotation of a GenBank genome assembly.
CGAGGCCUCCCAAAAUUUACAGUACCCCUCACCCUCACCCAAAACCUUUUCGAGAAAAUCAAAGCCAACGAACGCGACACCAGCAACCACAAGCCAUGGCUCCCACUCCCAAUAUCACAGAGGACGAAAUCGAUGACCUGCUCUACUUUGCCCGUACUGGAGAUCCCGAAGAGCUCAAUUCUGCAAAGACUGCCAUCUGCCAGCGAGAAAAUGUUUCUGUCCAGGGCUUGUUAGAGGUCGCGAAGGACGAAAAUACAGGCAACGGAGUUCUACAUAUGGCAGCCGCAAAUGGUUAUAAUGGUACGUCCCAAGGGCAUGUAUUCUGCUGCUUAUCUGCUGCAGAUGUUGGAAUAUAUUGAAUCCUACUCAUGGCUGACGAUGAAUCGCUCUAGGAAUUCUCCAAGAAUUAUGCAAAGACCUAUCGCAACCGACUCCUCAGAACCCCGCCAUGCUCGCCAUCAUCAACGCUCAAAAUAUUGCUGGUAAUACUGCGCUCCAUUGGGCUGCCUUGAAUGGCCAUCUGGAAUCAGUGAAAGUUCUACUAGAACAAGGCGCGGAUCCUACAAUCACGAAUCGGAGAGGCCAUGAUGCAGUUUAUGAAGCCGAAUUGAAUGACAAGAAAGAAGUCGUUGAGUGGGUUCUCAAAGAGGGCGGCGAAGGCUUGGAAGAGGGAGUCAGUGGAGAGGCAGGUGAAGGGGCUGCUGAUGACGGUGCGGAUGAGGACAUGAGCGAGGAGGACGCAAUCGUCAACAGCGAGGAUCUUUCGAAGAAUAUUGUGGAUGAAUUGAAGAGUAUGGGCAUUGAUGGUAAAGUCCCAACGACAUGAUACCCAGAAUCUCGAAUAUGUGAAUUCAGCGAUAAAAUCACCAAUUGGGGGAUACCUUGUCUCCGCCAUUCAUCCGCCCAGAUGAAGAAUUGUUCGUGGUCGACAUGACCCGGGGAUAUCCUGCUGCACAUUUUACCUCCAGUGGCGCGGUUUGCAUGGCCGUCACGCGGAUCUCAUCGAGCUCUCCGAGAAUAAGGACGAGUUACACGCUUGAUGGAAGUGCUUUUGAUUUGUCGGUAGAGGAUCCGUCAGCGGUUAAACUACUCAUGGCCUGUUUAUUUACGCAGCAAGAGUUCGCUACCAAUCGAAAUUCAGACGAGGAAGACCGUUGAAGAACAUUGGGUAAUGCCAACUCAAAAUUGAAAUUGGGUUCAAAUCUUUUCUGAAUCUUCUUUCUCAACGAUUGUUCAAG